This is a messenger RNA of Durusdinium trenchii, 1856 nucleotides long. Lineage: Eukaryota; Dinophyceae; Suessiales; Symbiodiniaceae. The record is from the annotation of a GenBank genome assembly.
UUGUUUUCUGGUUAGAACCAGGUGGAAAUCUGCCCUUAAGUAGGACAGCUAUGUGAAGGGAGGCAUGUUUUUGGACAACAUCAGCACAUUCUGACCAUACAUGUCUGCGUUGCAGAUCGCUUCCUUUGCUGUAGUGAGUGGACACCUUGUCAAGGUUCCAGGUGAGACCAACGAAAGCUUGCAAUCUCGCUGGCCGGGGGGCGUCCCCAGCGCUUGCCUGAAUUGGGCACAGAACGCAGAAGGUUAUGAGCUUCGUCGGCUUACAACACGGAGAGCAAAGUUCUUUCCAGAGUACAGAGAAGAGUUGCUGCAAAAAGUACAGACGCAACAGACCCAAUCUUCUCAGUGGAUCGUUCUUCCUCAGUGUCCAGCCACGGGCUGGGCUCUGCGUUUGCUGAAUGCAUCAAGCUUCGCUGAUGACAGUCCUAUUGGAGAGGCCAACUUGGCGCAGGUUGUUCAUGAGAUUUUGUCUGCAGGUGAGGAGACUCUCUUACAGACGUUACGCUCACGCUUGGGAUUGUUUGGACUGUUAGGCCUUGCAGGCAGGCGGAAGCUGGGGCGCCGCAGAGCUUCUGCUUUGUCGCCAGUGAUUUGGGAGGUUUUCACCGAGCUUCCCCACUGGUCACCUUUGCAAAGAGAGCUUUGGAGGGCAAUUCGAUCUCGGCGUCCGUUGCCCCUGUCUGCAUCAAUACUUGAACUUGCUGCUCCCUCUGACGGUUUGGGGCAAGCAGUUGCUUUAUUGGCAUCAGCUCAAGAGAUACGAUUGCGUUCAGGCGAUGUACUCUCAUCUUCGCAGAUAUUCUCUGAAGUGCAUUCGCUUGCUCGCUCUGCAGCACAGCUCCUGCACAUGUGGACCUCAAAAGUGAAGAUAGAAGACAUGGUGAGGGGUCUUCGAGACUGGCCUUUGAUACAACUGCUUUCUGAUUUGGAAGUGUCUGAUCUGGCAGGGCUGCAAGCAAUGGGACGUGAUUUGGUUACUCAUCACAUGGUGCGGUUCUUACCUUCGCCAGACGCCGUGCCAAGCAUUGUGUUGCCUUUUCGUGAACCACUCAGCGAUCAUGAUCGUGACAUUGGGCGAUUUCAUUGCACGACGGACUUCUUCGCGGAGGUGGAGCACUGGAUACAGAACAGUCCGCUGGACGCUCGUUUGAUUGCAAUUGAGGUAGCGUGUUGGCUUCCUGAUUGCUUAGUAUGGGCUGGUCAUCGCUUACAAGGUCGAAUUUCAGCAGCUUGCUUGGAGGCUGAUGACCUUGCAGCAGCGGCCGGGCGACGCUCUGUGAAACUUAACGGCUUUGAGGGACAGGUUCACGUGCUUCAGCGCCGGAUCACCAGCUCAACAUCAUCCCGGUGGAAGUGUCGUGCUCCUGAUGACUUUAGCCACGAAGACAAUCUAGAAGAAAAUGUACAUUUGUCAAAUGAUCGACGUUGCAGUUUCACCGAAGGAAAAGACCCAAAUGAUGAUGUGGACCAUUUGGCAACCAGCAUUGAUUAUGAAGUUGAACGUCUUGGCUUGGAGCGCAUUGAUAUUCUGAAGUUGUCCAUCUCAUCGCUUGACAUUCUGAGGAGUGCUACGCGUACAUUGCAAAAGACCAACCGGAUAUUGCUUGCAACAGACCCUCGGGACACAAUGAUGCAGGUGCAGUUUUUGAAAGCUGCUGGCUUUGAGGCAUCACUCGUCACGUCCCACUGCGCGCAACGUGUUGCAGAUGAUUUUGUUGGAAACGAGAUUCACAUUCCGGUGCCGGAAAAGUCUGGAGGGGCUACGCCUUACAGUUUCUAUGUCCUUGGGCGGCGGAUAUCAAGCUAGCGACAACGGGCGAAAAUGCUGAACAUUUUGAAGCCUUCUCCGUUUUUGC